Molecule: messenger RNA, 4889 nt
Organism: Loxodonta africana (African savanna elephant)
Lineage: Eukaryota; Metazoa; Chordata; Mammalia; Proboscidea; Elephantidae
Gene: PEAK3
Product: PEAK family member 3
Exons: 3
Coding region: 328-1791 (487 amino acids)
Biological process (GO): protein phosphorylation
Molecular function (GO): protein kinase activity
Source: RefSeq, a predicted model, not a curated record
GACUCCUGGGGGGGUGGGCUGCGGUAGGGAAUGGCAGAACGGGCAACUUUCUGAAUCUGGGGUGAGCUGGAGUUGGGGGGUGGGUGCCUCCCUUCGUGGCCCACCCCCAGCUGUCCUCUGGCAGCCUGGCCUCGGUGCUGCUGUCCGUCCAUGUCCCUGGAGGCUGAUGGUGACAUUGUCACACAUGCAGAAUGACCCCAGAGUGGCUACAGAGCCACCCAGGGUGCCACAGCAGGGUAAGGGGGCAACAGGAGCCAGAGUUAGGGUCUCGUACUCUCACCUAGGGCCCUGUCUCUCCCUCCAUGAACCUUGCUCACAUCCACCUGCAUGCACCCACGGACACCCUGCACGCACCCACUCCUAUGCGCCCCAACUCCAACUUUCCCCUGCAGCAUGAGCAGCCCCGAGCCACCCGCUGAGACCCUCGCGCCCGACAUCCCCACCUGGUCAAAGGAGCCCACGUACAGCAAUCUGGGUGAGAUCCGCACCCACCUGUUACCCUCCAAGGCCUGCCGCCUCCGAGCACCUGGGUCCCCCUCGGCUGACCUGAAGCCCCCACCCCUGCCCAAGAAGACCCUUACUCGAACCAAGUCCCUGCCCACCUACGGGACCCCCGGCCCCAGCCCUGCCCACGCCAGGCAGCCUCGGAGGCCCCUCCUGGGGUCCCGCAGUGUGGACAAGAGCCAGGAGGCUGAAAACAGGGUCGGCCCAGCCAGUUUCCUCGAAGAGCUGACCUUCAGCACGCCGGACACUGAGCUGGGCUGCUUCUUCCAAGACCUGAGCAACCUGGAGGCAGUGCACGACACACUCGCCGCCCGGCAGCUGGCCAGUCUCAGCACCAUCCAUGCCCGUCUCCACACCCGGCUCUUGGGGGGCCACCCUGGGCCCUGCAACCCCAGCCACAGCUUCCGCCUUCUGGACGACUCACCCUACGUGGACAGCGGGGAUGCCAUCUACUACCGCGUGGUUCGCGUGAACAAGGACGCCUGGCACAUCCUGGCCGCCAAGGUGCCCAAGCCAGGAUCCGAGGUCCCUGACCCAUGGGGCCUGGAGCUGCAGGCCUCCCUGUCCCCCCACUUCAACCUUCAGAGCCUGUGCGGCCUGGUGUCCGAGCGCGUCCUGCCUGCGGCGCCCUGGCGGGGGCCAGCGACAUUGGUGGCCGAGGUGCCCGAGCGCACGGUGGCCCAGUGGCUGGCGGAGGUCGGCGUGCGGCGGCCCCCGGAGUUCUCCCGGGCUGUGGCCCUGCUCCUGCUGCAGCUGAGCGCGGCCCUGGAGCGCCUGGAGGCGCGGGACGCAGCCCUGGUGGAGCUGCGGCCUGAGAACCUGCUGCUGGCGACCCCGCGGGGCUGCGCGACCACCGGGCCGCAACGCCUGCUGCUCGCAGACUUUGGCCGAGUGCACCCACGGCCCACCGGGGUCCAGGGUGCCCACGCGCGGCCGCUGGGCAGCCUCCUCCAAGUGAUGCUUUGCCCCGCCGCCACGCCCCCGGACACGCCCCUGGCCACGGGCCUGCGGCGCCUGGGUGUGCAGCUGCUCCGCCGGCUACCCUCGGCAGCCCAGAUUCGGGGCGCGCUGCAGGCGCUGCUCUGGGGGCCCGGGCCUGCGCUGCGCGGCCCCGGGGCGCCGCUGGGGCCCUGGCUGAGGGUGCGCCGCGCGCUGCUGGUCCUGCGUCUGGCAGAGCAUGCUGCGGGCGGGGAGGAGCUGGGCCUGGAGGACUGGCUGUGCUGUGAGUACCUGGCGGAAGCCACCGAGGGCUCUCUGGCCCACGCCCUGGCUCUGCUAUGGGACUGACCCCACUCGGGAGCAGACCCCACGCUGUUCCAAGGUGGACGGGGGCCUGGGCUUCUCCAAGACCAGACGCCCCUUUCCCGUGCUGGGGCUGAUGGGGCAGGGUCCCCACAACAGGGUGGAUGUCCCCUUCCAGGUGAGGCUGGUGGACAGUGUGGGGUCUGAUCAGUGGCUUUCCGAGCGUGUGGAUACCUCCACCCCUCCAAAAGCUGCCCUUCCCCAUGCUGGGGACUUAGGGCCUCCCCAAAAGGGCAGGUGCACCCUUUCCAGGAUGCAGGGGCUUUUGGCCAGUGUUGCCCUGAGAGUGGACAGCCACUCCAAGCUGGGGUGUGAUGUCACUGUCUCCCUCAGAGUGUGGAUGCCCCAAUCCCUUGCCCCGGGGGGUGUCCUGGGGAGGGCAGGCCCCCUGAGGAGCCACAAACCCUUCCAUUGUUCCGCAUGCCCUGCCCCCCCCCCACCUGCACCCUCUCUGCACCCUCGCUGGCCUCUUUGCUGCUCCGGCGACGCCCUAAAUUCUGCCUGGCCUCCGAGAUUUUGCAGGGGCUGUUCCCCCUUCCAGAGAGCUCAAAUCCUGCUUCCUUAGACGCCCCUCCAAGCCGAGAAAUUAGCCUCUCUUGGUGAGCCGGCCCUCGGUGGCCUGGGGUUUCUUCAUCUCCCCAUCUGCUCACUGCCCACCUCUCCCUGCAGGUAGGGUGAGGGCUGGGCCUGGCACAGACCAGCUCAUCAGGAGGCCUUUGGAGGAGCCUGGGGUCUCGGUGUACACCUCUACACGUCUGCAGAACGGACACAGGAGCCCUGAGGGGUCCUGCUGUCCUUGCCUGGGGCCUCAGUGUACACCUGUACACCUCUGCAGAAUGGACACAGCAACCCUGAGGGGUCCUGCUGUCCUUUCCUGGGGCAUCUCCUGUAGUGUGGGCCUCCAGUCAUACCCCCUCUAUCCCAGCCCCGCUGUGGUGGCCCCCGGGGAAUCUUUCUACCCCCCAGAUAUAAUCAUGCCCCUCUUCUGCUCAAACACCUCCCAUGACUGUCUACUACCCUCCUAAGGCUCUGCAAGCAAGCUUUCCCUGGGCAAAUUCUCCAGCAACACCACUCAUCCUUAGAGGUGCUUUGUGAACUCCAGGCCUUUACUCAAGUUGUUUCUCUCUUUGGAAAUAAUCUCCCACCUAUCUGCACUGCUUCAGGCUCCUAGUCACCCUUCAAUACCCCAGCUCUAAUGCCUCUUUCUCUACACUUGCCCUGAUCACAUGGGCUGGGAAAGUCUGUGUCCAGCUCUUCCACCCCACUGUCUCUCAGGCAGCUGAAUAGCCCCCCAAAUGUACCUCCAUCUGCCUGUUACCUGCUGUGACACCCAAGCCCGUGGAGCCCCUUUCCUCCUCUCUAAAAAUGCCUGUUUCCCAGGCCUGGAGGCGGACCUCUGGGCUGUGCUGCCGGAUGCGGCCGGUAGGGGGCGCCCCAAUCCCGUGGAUCGCGACCGCAAAGGGCCAGGGCUUUUCGUUCAAGCAGAGCUGCAGACCCCAGCCCCGGCCGCCCCACCGGCCCCACUUUCGCUCCCCACCACGGGCGCUCCUGACCCAGGACAGUGCCCAGGUCCUCCCCAAGAGGUCACAGGAGUCCCUGGGUGGUGCAAACGGUGAGCACGCACAGCUGCUCACUGGAAGGUGGGAAGUUCAAGUCCACCCAGAGGUGCCUGAGAAGAAAGGCCUGGCCAUCUACUUCCCAAAAAGCAGCCAUGACUACCCCACGGAACGCAGUUCUCUGACGCACACAGGGCGGCCGUGAACUGGCUUCCUGGUUCCAGUGGCCGCCCUGCCGCCCUGAGUCCCAGCCCAGACGACCCCAAUCCCUGCCCCUCCUGGUCCCAAAGGACUUCAACAGGUGAGGCGAGGCACUUAGGACUGGUGGGAGUCCUGAUCAAAUGGGGGAAACGCGGAACAGAACUUCAAGUUCAGAAUUUCUGGAGCCAUGGAGGCUGAACCCCUAAAGCUACUGCUCUGCGAUCAUCUUUAAACCUUAAACCCAAAUAUACCCAGAAGUUUUCUUAAAACUAUAGUUUUAAUUAGUAAAGAAUGUCUGCCUUGAGCUUUGUGCUGUUAAGAACUGUGUGCGAUCACACUGACAACAGCAAAUGGGAAGGGUAGGAAACUUAAGGGGCAGUGAAAAGGGCAAGGAUGGUGGCACUUCAAGAAUGUAACCCACGUCACCGAAUCGUACACGUAGAAGCUGUUAAUUGGUGUCUGUUGCGUAUCUUAAAAAAUAAACUUUAAAACCAUUUUCAGUUGAAUAAAUAAUCCAACAACAAAAAAAAAAGCAGGGACUUGGCCAGCCACCAUUCCAGGAGAGGGCAGGGGUGGCCAUGACCUGCAGGGUGCAGGCUGGUGGGGGCCCCGAGCCGCCCUGGGGAAGGGGAAGCGAGGGAGAUGGGACCCCAGAGUUCUGAAACAGCCCAGGUACAUGCUGGAGCCCCACCACACCCCCCCAGAGGCAAGGCCGGUAUGCCCUCAGCAUCUUUGCGGCCCCCCUCGAGGAUCACUGAAUGCCAGCCCAGGUGACAGACAAGCCCACCCCAGGCCAGAAGCUCCCCACCCUUUUCAGCACCUGCUCAGGUUUCGGGAGAGCCCCCUUCCCCACCAGGGCCAUCUGGCAGGUCCUCCCCCCAGCCCAGCCCCAAGAGCAGAGGCAGCACAAGUCUGGAGUGGGAUCAUCUUUAUUCCGUCUGAGCGACAGAGGGCAGACCACCACCCGUCCCCACGCUGAGGCCUGGGGCCUGGCUGCCUCCAGCACACCUCAGCAAGAAGCUCCUCCAAGGGCCAGCUUAAUCACCUUACACCAGCAGUAAAAAAGGAAAAUAUAAACUUUUAUUUAGAAUUAAAGCAAACACUUCAGUAUCACAAACACAAUAUUAAACUUCAAGAAAUCCACUGCUAAUUUGGAGUGAGCGUUUAUUUGCACGAUUACAAGACACGGACACAGCCAGGAGAAGGACAGCGCAGCCACCGGGACAGACGGCGGGGCCGGCGGCCACUACUCCUCCUCCGAGGAGUCUCUCUCAAGCGUGUAGACCAUGAAGCAGGCGUCGGGUCUCUUGGGGACAAGGGGAUGCC